AUGGAACGCUUUCCUCUGAAAUCAUCCACAAGCAAAAUGGCUACAACAUACCAGUCUGUCUACAAAAAGGGUGCAAUUAAUACAAAUGGACGCGGUGUCGUCACACCGGGCGAAGAUGAUAUGGUAGAUAUCACUCCCGGGCUGCAGCAGGCGGCCGCCACUUCGCCCACCACUCCCACCAACCACGGCACAUUUCAACUAUACGAACAUAGUGGGAGAAAUUCAAACGCCAGCACAAACUCAUACAUCGCUCAAUACUUCAAUACUUCGACCGGGGACGCUAUUAUAUUUUCCGGUAUGCAGGGAGACACAGAUGACAUCCCUGGUAUUGGUCAAUAUGAUGACUUUCAUACUAUCGACUGGCAGCGUGAUAUUGCUAGGGACCGUAUGCGGCACAGAUACAUUGUUAAAAAGAGACAAGAUUCGCUUUGGGAUCUUAUAAAAGGUGCACAUGAUGCAUGGUCAGGAUGGGUCUGUGUUCUACUAGUUGGAGUGUGUACAGGAGUUGUAGCGGGUGUUAUUGAUAUAGGAGCAUCUUGGAUGACUGAUCUUAAGUUUGGCAUAUGCUCUCAGGCCUUUUGGUUCAAUAGGGAACAAUGUUGCUGGUCAAGUGAUGAAACCACAUUUGACCAGGGUAACUGCUCUCAGUGGCUCACAUGGCCUCAAGUGUUCGGCGAAUCUCGCGAAGGAGCCGGAGCCUAUAUUAUCAGCUACCUGUUCUACAUAGUGUGGGCGCUUCUUUUUGCAGCCCUGUCGGCUUCGCUCGUCCGCAUGUUCGCGCCAUAUGCUUGUGGUUCUGGUAUACCAGAAAUAAAGACAAUCCUAAGUGGAUUUAUUAUCCGUGGCUACCUGGGCAAAUGGACACUCAUCGUCAAGGUUGUGGGGCUGAUUCUGUCUGUAUCAUCAGGAUUAUCCUUAGGAAAAGAAGGCCCUAUGGUUCACAUUGCAAGUUGUUUAGGUAACAUUCUUUCAUAUCUCUUCCCGAAGUAUGGACGUAAUGAGGCGAAAAAGCGUGAAAUUCUGUCUGCUGCCGCUGCUGCUGGUGUGUCAGUUGCUUUUGGUGCGCCUAUUGGUGGGGUGUUGUUCAGUCUCGAAGAGGUGUCCUACUAUUUCCCACUAAAGACCUUGUGGCGAUCCUUCUUCUGUGCAUUGAUAGCAGCUUUCAUUCUACGCUCAAUAAAUCCCUUUGGAAAUGAGCACUCAGUGCUUUUCUUUGUUGAGUACAACAAGCCGUGGAUAUUUUUCGAGCUGAUUCCAUUUGUUGGACUGGGAAUAAUUGGGGGCUGCAUAGCGACCAUAUUUAUAAAAGCAAACAUCUACUGGUGUCGCUACCGUAAAUACUCAAAGCUCGGCCAGUACCCAGUAACUGAGGUUCUAGUGGUUACACUAGUGACUGCAGUUAUUGCAUAUCCUAACCCGUACACUCGUAUGAAUACCAGCCAGCUAAUUUAUUUGCUAUUCAACCAGUGCGGGAUUUCGAAUUCUGAUCCUUUGUGUGAUUACAACCGCAAUUUUACGGAUGUGAAUUCGGCGAUUGAGAAGGCUGCUGCCGGUCCUGGUGUCUACAAAGCCAUCUGGUUGUUAUUCCUCGCUUUAGUCCUUAAGCUUGUCAUGACUAUAUUCACUUUUGGCAUUAAAGUGCCGUGCGGAUUGUUCAUACCCAGCCUUGCACUUGGAGCUAUCGCAGGUCGAAUUGUUGGCAUUGGUGUGGAGCAAUUGGCAUAUAAUUAUCCAAAAAUUUGGCUUUUCUCUGGGGAAUGUUCAACUGGCGACGAUUGUAUAACACCAGGGUUGUAUGCUAUGGUUGGGGCAGCAGCUGUGCUCGGUGGUGUUACUAGAAUGACAGUGUCUUUGGUGGUGAUAAUGUUUGAAUUGACCGGCGGAGUUCGGUACAUUGUGCCAUUAAUGGCGGCGGCUAUGGCGUCUAAAUGGGUGGGAGAUGCAUUGGGCAGGCAGGGUAUUUAUGAUGCUCAUAUUGCUCUCAAUGGGUAUCCGUUCCUCGAUAGCAAAGAUGAGUUCCAACACACUUCACUUGCAGCAGAUGUGAUGCAGCCAAAACGUAACGAGACGUUGGCUGUAAUCACUCAAGAUUCAAUGACAGUAGAUGACGUGGAGACUCUCCUAAAAGAAACAGAGCAUAAUGGAUACCCAGUGGUGGUGUCUAAAGAGUCGCAAUAUCUAGUCGGAUUUGUGUUACGCAGGGAUCUCAACUUGGCGAUUGCAAAUGCACGCCGAACAAUGGAGGGUAUAACUGGCCAGUCCGUAGUGGUAUUCGCCGGUAUGGUUAGCCCACCUGCCGGGCCGCCACCUUACUUACCUUUAAACCGCAUUCUGGAUAUGGCGCCAAUCACCGUCACUGACCAGACUCCCAUGGAGACUGUCGUUGAUAUGUUCCGUAAGCUUGGCUUGAGGCAAACACUCGUCACGCACAAUGGACGUUUACUAGGUGUGAUCACUAAGAAGGAUGUACUCCGACAUGUGAAGCAAAUGGAUAAUGAAGAUCCUAAUUCUGUUCUAUUCAAUUAA
This is a messenger RNA of Parnassius mnemosyne (clouded apollo), 2526 nucleotides long. Lineage: Eukaryota; Metazoa; Arthropoda; Insecta; Lepidoptera; Papilionidae. The record is from the annotation of a GenBank genome assembly.